Varanus komodoensis (Komodo dragon) is the source of this 1353-nucleotide messenger RNA. RefSeq names its product matrix metallopeptidase 23B (gene MMP23B). Gene Ontology annotation, molecular function: metalloendopeptidase activity; zinc ion binding. The transcript has 8 exons. The coding region runs from base 1 to 1194 and encodes 397 amino acids. Lineage: Eukaryota; Metazoa; Chordata; Lepidosauria; Squamata; Varanidae. Gene Ontology annotation, biological process: proteolysis; collagen catabolic process; extracellular matrix organization. Gene Ontology annotation, cellular component: extracellular matrix. The record is from RefSeq and is a predicted model, not a curated record.
AUGCAGCAGAAUGAACGGCUCUCCACGGGGAUCUCUCUUUUUUGCCUACCGGCUGACACGCCGAAAAAGCAGACCUACCGAUGCUUCUUGUACAUCUUCCCCCUCUUCAUUCUAUCAGCUGCUUUUGGAGAUGUACUUGGGAAAGAUGAACAGCAAACUCAGGAAGAUCUUGCGCCACCUGGUUUUCCUGAGGGCAUUCCCACGGCGCUCCAAGGCCUCCCGAUCCCGCCUCAUCCCCACACCCGGAAAAGGCGCUACACGCUUACACCAGGGGAGCUGAAGUGGGACCACUUCAACCUGACGUACAAAAUCUUGUCCUUCCCAAAGAACUUCAUCAGCCGGAGCCAGACGAGGAAGGGCUUGGCCACCGCAUUCCGCAUGUGGAGCGAUGUCACCCCCUUCAGCUUUCGGGAGGUGCCGCCGAGCAAGGCCAGCGAUCUGAAAAUCGGCUUUUACUCCAUAAACCACACGGAUUGCGUCGAGUCCGACAUCCACCAGUGUUUUGAUGGCACAACGGGGGAGCUGGCCCAUGCCUUCUUCCCCCAGAAUGGCGAAAUCCACUUUGAUGACCACGAAUACUGGAUUUUGGGGAAAACACGGUUCAGCUGGAAAAAGGGUGUUUGGCUUACAGACCUGGUCCACAUCGCUGCCCACGAAAUCGGCCAUGCUCUGGGUCUCAUGCAUUCGCACGACCCAAAUGCCCUGAUGCACCUCAACGCUACCCUGACGGGGAAGGACCGCAUUUCGCAGGACGAGAUGUGGGGCAUCUACUGGCUUUAUGGUUGUAAAGAUAGACAUCACAUAUGUCCGUCGUGGGCUCGGAAAGGAUUCUGCAAGUCACGCCCUAAAUUUAUGAAAAAACAUUGUCCAUACAGCUGUAAUUUCUGCGUGGAAUUCCCUUUCCCAACGGUGCCGCCGACGGCACCUCCCCCAAGGAUGAAAACAAGGAUCAUUCCAGAAGGCAGGAAUGUCACCUUCCGGUGUGGCCAGAAGAUCAUCCACAAAAAGGGAAAAGUGUCCUGGUACAAAGAGAAAGAAUUACUUGAGUAUUCCUACCCUGGCUAUCUCUACCUUGACAACGACCACAUGAGCAUCAUCGCCAACGUCAUCAACGAAGGGACCUAUACAUGCGUGGUGAAGAAAAACGCGAAGAUCCUGACCACAUACUCCUGGAGAGUGAAACUCAAGCAUUAGCCUGGCGAGGACAUUGGUAAUCCAGCCGGAUCCACCCCACGUUGGAGCUCUUCUCUGCCCUGUGUUUAGGUGCUUUGCUGGGAGUAAAAUAAACGUAUAACACGCACAGCCCCCUCCAUCCGUCAUCAUCCCUUGGCUGAUAUCUGUGGACGCUCGAAC